Cyphomyrmex costatus is the source of this 998-nucleotide messenger RNA. RefSeq lists its product as uncharacterized. The transcript has 5 exons. The record is from RefSeq and is a predicted model, not a curated record. NCBI's taxonomy places the organism in Eukaryota, Metazoa, Arthropoda, Insecta, Hymenoptera, Formicidae. Gene Ontology annotation, molecular function: sequence-specific DNA binding. The coding region runs from base 186 to 968 and encodes 260 amino acids.
CUAGGACUCUAGGUAAAUCUAGCAAUUCGUGCAUGUGAUUGGGUAAUCGUACUACUUACCUAACAGGUAAACUCUUUAUCAAAAGAUGGAACAAUCGGCCCAUAGUAGUACAAAACAAGCGCGAACGCGAAAUCGAAUUAUCUGUCAACCAUGAUGAAAUUAUAAACAUACCAUCGACUGUCAUCAUGGGAUGGUGUGCUGCUUGUGGUGCGAGGUCAACAAAAAAGAAUAAGACAUUAGUGUUCCCGAAAGAUCCAGACAGAAGAUUCCAAAUGAUUGCAGCAGUUCGAGCACUGACAUUGAAUAAUCCAAAUUGGAAUCCGACAAAAACUUCAGUGAUAUGUGAGAAACACUUCAGUUCAGAUAUGUGGAAGAUAUGUAUCGAUGGAACCAAAAAAUUAAAAAGAAAUGCGAUACCGACCCUCUGUGGAUCCAUUCAAAGGACUGGACAGCAGAAUACUAUUCUUCGAAACCAGAGUAUGCAUAUUGGUCAUGUCAAAGCUUCCAUUCGAACGACCGAACAGCAGAACGUUGUUCCUAGAGAAGAUAUAUAUGUCUGUACGUAUAAUGAAGAUGACUACGUUACAUUAACCAGUUCCGAUGUAAUGCCGUCAUCUUCACGACGAGGUAAUAUCGACGAGAAUCAAGAGCAGAACUCUCUAAAUUAUUCGGCCACUUCGACGAUGAUUAUAGACAAUUUUCACGACAUGACUGAUGAACAAGAUUCUACUGCACAAAUUAUGACAAAUUCUACAAAUACCGCACAUGAAAAAAAGAUAACGGAAUUGGAAGAGCAACUGCGAAAUAUGACAAACAAAUAUAAUGUUGCAAUAGAAGAAAAUAAGAAGUUGACAAUUAGAUGUGAAAGGGCAGAGCUUUUAUACAUGAUGAGCGAGAGAGCAAAGAAACGGAUGAAGGCAGAACACGCAGCAAUGAAGGAGAGAUGGUUAAAAAUUGUGCGAAGAUAAAGGUAUUAUUAAAUUAGUUUCAUAAAUAAC